Molecule: messenger RNA, 994 nt
Organism: Glycine soja
Lineage: Eukaryota; Viridiplantae; Streptophyta; Magnoliopsida; Fabales; Fabaceae
Exons: 4
Coding region: 479-964 (161 amino acids)
Source: RefSeq, a predicted model, not a curated record
GGUAGUAAAAUAGAGUUUAUUUUUAUAAAAUGAUAAAAUCACUACCACAAAAAUGGUCUUCUACGAUGCAUGUUUUAUUAUGGUUGUACAAAAACUGAUGUCAUAAGUAAAGUGGUGACAUUUUUGUAAACAACUGGAAAUUUUCUAAGAGGAUUUUAUCAAAAUCUUCUUUGAAAAUGAAUUACGACAUCGGUUCUACAAUGCGAAAAUACAAUGUCUUUAGGGAAUGUGAACGAGCUCUCUCUCACUCCUUAUUUUCAUCUUCUUUUUAAUCUCUUUCUCCCUCAGUAUUAGAAAAUCCUAAAUUCUCCUCCUUGCUCUCUCUCUCUCUCUCUCUCUCUCUCUCUCUCUGUCCGUGCCUCCAUCACCGUGGAGAUCCCCACGAAGCCGGUAAAGAUACAGAGGCGCAGGUGUUCAUUGCUCAUGAGAUUGACUUGGAUUCUUCAUCGCCGAAAGCUAUCCUCUUUCUCGUUCGAACAUGGCAUCUACAUCCUCCUUAUCAGAGUGUAGGGAUACGACAAAGCUUCCUGGUGGGAGAUUGAAUCUCAAGUUCUUGUGCGUGAGCCAUCUUUAUUUUAGUGGUCCUGAAGCAAGGUUUGAAAGAUUGCCUAAGUUGGUUAGAGCCACGAUUGCGAUAGGCCAUGUUCUAUUGGAGAUGAAGGACAAAGAGGAAGCGAACUUGAUUCUUGAGUUUCAAAAUUUAACCCACCUAGAAUUGGGCUAUUCAGAUUAUACUAGGGAUUGGAUUGAGGGGUUAGAAGUGAUCAAGCGUUGCCUCAAUCUUCAAAUUCUUGACAUUGAUAUGGGGAGUAUUGACAUGAAUGCUAGAGGCGAUGAAGGAGCAGAUUGGCCAUUCCCUCGAUCUGUCCCUUCAUGCAUUUCAUUACAUCUUAAAACAUGCGAAGAAGAAGAAGAAACAAAGAAAGGUGGUGCUAGGUGUGGCUGUUACUCUAUUCUAUGGUGACACCCAAUGAGUCACUAGUUGACUCAUAUG